AUGGACCAAGGGACGAACACGCAGGAUAACGAAGGCCGCGGCCCGGAUUCGCCCAGGCAGGAGGACGCAGGGCGAGAGCGACGGGAGCCAGCACUGGGAGGAUCGGGUCCGACAGGGGCGGGGAAGGGAAGCUCGCGAUCGGAAGAACGACCGAUGCAGAGUGGUCCCGAGGGCCCAACGUCGGGGACGUAUCAGCGCAGCGCCUCGUGGCAGGAAGAGGCGUCGAUGCAUCGAUGGAAAUACACGUUGCUGCCGAAGAUCGAGGUGCCGGAGAGGUUCUCGGGAGACACGCGGCGAGGACCGAGCAUCAGGAACUAUGUGAUGCAGUUGGAGAAUCUGAGGGCUCGUUGGGAGAGGGAUCGACUGGAUCCAGAAGAAUUCUUCCGAGGCCUAGCUAAUUCUUCCGAGACGUUCUACCGCAUCAGCCGACGGGAGUUGCUGGAGUGGGCCGCGAGAGCAGCGCCGGGGGAAAGGGAUCCGACGACGCGCUUUCUGGGAAUGCUAGAGGAGCAGUUCCCUGCCCAGACGCCGGAAUGCGUGUCCGAAUUUCGGGAGUUUCGGCGCAGGACCGGGGAGUCUCUCCUGGCUUACUACGGACGGCUGGUGGAGCUGGUUGAAGACAUGGGGUGGCACGAUCAGAGUCGGCUGAUUAGCAAGUUCAUGAACAGUCUUCAUCAUGAGCUUCGCCGUGACGUGUCGGUGCAGAUUUUUGACAUGGGAGCACGGGCUACGCUAAAGGAGGCGUACGAGAUUGUGAAACGGGUGGAAACAGGGCGACGAAUGCAUGAGAUUGAGACGAACACAGAACGCAGGGGAGAACGACCGCGAGCCAGCAUGGGCGGGAACACCGGCGGACCGCGAGCGGCCACCGCGGAGAGGAGGGGAGGAGAGGCGCUGUCACAAUUGCGGGCAGACCGGGCACCUAAGGAGGGAGUGUCGGAACCCGCCAGUGUGCUCGACCUGUGGCGGCGAGGAUCAUAUGCGGAGGGACUGCCCGGAAGCACCUACAUGUGGGCGGUGUGGACGAAGGGGGCAUGA
This is a messenger RNA of Closterium sp. Yama58-4, 1038 nucleotides long. Lineage: Eukaryota; Viridiplantae; Streptophyta; Zygnematophyceae; Desmidiales; Closteriaceae. The record is from the annotation of a GenBank genome assembly.